AGGGGCCAUAUAAAACCAGCGGAACACAAGCCACGCUUUAUCCUGCCAGUCUGUCACGCUCUGCGAGCAUUCACAGGAAACACACACAGACUCCCCCAGCGCUCAAACACUCACUUACUUAGCUCUCUCUUUCUCUCUCACACACUCCUACAGGGAAACACACUCAGACACCGGCUGCACUCACAAAGGACUGGAGGAUGGCUGUGUCCAUGAGAAGAAUGAAUGGGUCCUGGCGAGGGUUGACUCUAGCCCUGGUUCUCUGUGCUCUGUUCCUACACAAUGGAGUUCAAGGAGAUGACCCCACUGAUCCCUCUGCUGCACCUGAUACGGACAUCACAGAUACACCCAGCUCUGAUACAGCAGUACUCAAAGAUGCAACCUACAACCCUACAGUCACAAAUCGAGUUCAAAGAGUUGACCCCACUGAUCCCUCUGCUGCACCUGAUACGGACAUCACAGAUACACCCAGCUCUGAUACAGCAGUACUCAAAGAUGCAACCUACAACCCUACAGUCACAAACGACACGGCCACUACCGUCACCGACGCCACAGCUUACGACACUACUGGGAACAGUGCUCCUGGAUCAGACCAGGACACUGCCUUCUCCUCCAUGGUGCCAAACAGUGACCCCUUAGCAGUAGGUGAAUCUUCUGGAACCACGGCUGGACCUGGUGUAGACACACAGGGCACUGAAGCAACUGAUGCACUGGUUGUACCCAAGACACAGGUUCUUGUGAAUCCCAAUGUUGAGUGUGUGGACAAGGAGGCAGUGAAGGACAAGGAUGCAGUCAAGGUGGAGCUUUCUUCAGAAACCAGCUGUUUGGAGACCAAGAGAAUCUUGGAGGAUUCAGCCUGGUGCACAGGGGACUGCAACCUUCAAGUGUUCCAGGAAGAGAACUCUAACACAUUGGUUUUGACACGCGCUGAUGGUGGUGUCAAAGAAUUGUCAGAGAGCCUGGUCAGUGAAGGCAUCAAGGGCCAGCUGGGUGUAGUGGAGGCAGCUCCUCAGUGGGGAACACACACUCCCAUUGUGCUGGUGCCCCUGCUCAUUACUGGCCUGCUGCUGGCUGCUGCCAUCAUCGGAUGCUACUAUAUGAAGAACAACCGUGGACACAAUGCCAAGGGCAUGAGGCUGGCUGAGGAGGCGUACCCAGUCGAUGAGGAGAACCACGGAAACACCCUGGUGUCUGUUGCCCCUCUCAACCCCCCUGAGAUCCUGGAGAAGCCUGCUAACGGGGACUCCCAAGAGGCCGCCAAGACCCAGCCCCCUCCCACCAACGGCCACUCCACCACCAAGACGGCAGACACAGAGCUGUGAAGACCCCUGAGAACACCUGGAAAAGAAUGGAUCAGAUCCCACACCCCUCCUCCAACACCAACCCUUCCUCCCCAGAACACCCCAGAGACCCCAUCCUACCAUGGACAUUAGGGACUAGAACUACCCCUCUUAACCCUCACAUAAACACUCCUUCAGACUCUCUGUGUGCCCCACUUCGACUACAUGCCUCAACAAUUCAAAUAGAGGGACAAUCCCAUGGUAAAGUAGCCAUAAGAAUACAAUGAACAGGUGUUGAUGAUGAUGUGAAUGAUGAUGAUGCCGAGGGCUGUGUCCCUGUCCCUGGGUUGCUGACGUCAUACAGGGCUGGAGACUGGGCCAGGGUUAGUACUGGGUUGUGGGGAGGGAGUGUUGUCAAUCACCAGUGGCUCUAAGACUGCAGCUUGGGUCACAUCAACCAUGUGGUCAUUUUCAAUGCCCAGGAGGGGCCCUGCCUGCACAUGUCAUCAGGUUUUAAGCUUCCUUCCAUAAAUCCUUUAACCAUAAAUUGAAGCACUGCAUCACUACCACUCAAAUUGGUCCUCAGUUGAUCAUAAAAAGGAGAAAAUAAAAUAACACAUUCUUGAAUCUGUUUACAAACUUAUCAGAGUGGAAGCUGAGCUAGUUUGGUUGUGUUUGUGUUAUUGUGUUCUGUGUGUGCGUGUAAGGAGUGUUGCUGUGUGUGUAAAAGCAGUGUGUGUUUGUGCUUGUUUUCUGUGUGUACAGGCGGAUGUGUGUUGGCAUGUGAGUGUCUUUGUGUCCGUGCGAGAAUGUACAUGUGUGUCAGCAAAAAAAUUUAGAAUACAAUUUAUUAAAAUAAGCAGACAAGGUGAUUGCUUGGGGAGAUAGGUCCCCAGUAGUGACCUGGAGAGGGGUCUUCUUUUGGUGCUUAAUGUCAUUGUAUCAAUCUGUAGGAGACGAAGCAGGAAGGAAUUCUCCCCUUCAUUACUGCAAGCUAAACCCAGAUAAGCCAAUGGCCUGACAGAAGUUAGAAAAACUAGAUCCACACAGUGUCACAAUGGUGACUGCUGAAAACCAUACCAGACUUAUGUGUAUAAGGUCUGGGACACAGUGUCGUGUAUAUAAAGAGGUCAGGUGUGCCAGUCCUUUUAAAUAAGUCAGUAUUAUUCUCUUUUUAAUACAUUUGUAACAGUAUAUAAUUAGACACUUAAUACAUACAGUAUUCUACGGAACAAUGUUAUAUAAUAUGAUGUUUCUGUUUGUUUUUCUGUAUUCACACUUGCUUUGUUCUAAGCCAAAGAAAUCCUUUUCACCAGCUUGCCAUGUGGAGAUACUGUAUAUUGUAUAGGGAGGAGGAGUGAUCAUAUGGACAAACUACUUGCUGCUUUUUGUGACAUCAAGGUAGUGUUUGGGUCUCUUUUAGUGUGUGUUAUACAUGCUGUUAGCCUAGUUGCCCUAAUAUAUGUCGUUCAAAGCUUGGCAAUACUACAUUUUUGCAGAAUGGCAUUCUUAACAACCCAGCCCAAUCUAUUGUUAAAGUACACUGUAUACACAGCAGGGUGACUUCUUGUUUACAAAUAUCUACAAGCAGAGAGUCGCUCCGCUGGGUAUGAUGAAGUCAUAUUGCUGACCUUUUAAAUCAGGAACUAAGGGGAAUGUCACAAUUUGCAUUAUACAUAACAUUACAACACUAUGUUUAUUUUUAAUAAAUUCAGCAAAACAGUGAGUACUGCUGGGUAUCUAACUGGAAGAAACUGCCGUUUUCGAGAACAUUUCAGCGCAUAAGUGUUACCUUGCUUUCAGUUCUAUUUUUAAUUAAUUUUCUGUAUUUUUUUACAUUCCAGAAUGACUGUUUUAAUUCUACUAGCAUCCUAAAGUUCACGAUAAGAAUACAUUUGGAAAAUAAAAUACAUUUUUAAUAAAUCA
Salmo salar (Atlantic salmon) is the source of this 3203-nucleotide messenger RNA. RefSeq lists its product as uncharacterized. The record is from RefSeq and is a predicted model, not a curated record. Gene Ontology annotation, biological process: cell adhesion. Lineage: Eukaryota; Metazoa; Chordata; Actinopteri; Salmoniformes; Salmonidae. Gene Ontology annotation, cellular component: membrane.